Messenger RNA from Pelobates fuscus (common spadefoot toad), 4142 nucleotides. RefSeq names its product pleckstrin homology domain containing M3 (gene PLEKHM3). The coding region runs from base 445 to 2685 and encodes 746 amino acids. The record is from RefSeq and is a predicted model, not a curated record. The transcript has 8 exons. Lineage: Eukaryota; Metazoa; Chordata; Amphibia; Anura; Pelobatidae.
AUCAACAAACUGUAAAAGCAAAAUGCUGGACAGCAUUUAGAACCCAGAAUUCUGCAGUUGUGCACGUUGCAUAGCUAGAAACUUUGCAAAACAAGCGUUAACCCUGCCGGCUGGAACUAUUCUAAGCUUCCUUGUUGCAUAGGGGACAGAGUAGACUGGAGGACGAAGGCUGGGAUGUUGUAAACAGGGAAGCAAUGCAGAUUGAGCAUCAGUAACAAAGUCGUUUUGAGGAUGAAAAUAAUGAAGUCACCUGCAAUAUGAAACACAAAACGGCCUUGCUGGAAUUAUUGCCCAGCUUUGCACUGACUCAGCAGAAGUCCUCUAUAAACAAGGCUGAUUUUUUUGGCAGAAUCCAAGUACUCACCUGGAAAAGGUUCUAUGGGUUAUAUGGAUGAACAUUUGAAUCGACUAUGAGCUUCUAGUAGUGUAAAACUGGACGAUAAUAUGGAAGCAUUUGAAGUGGAUGACAUCAGUCCGGCUUUGGAAGUCACAGAAGACUUUUUUAGCUCUUUUGAAAAGCUAGAACAUGUUGGCCAUCAGGGUGAAGUCUUUGGAAUUCAUGAAGUCCCAGAGCUCUUGGAAAAUGAGAGAUCCAAUAAAAUUAUACAAGCUGAUGGUCAAAAUGCCAAUACUUCGCAGAGUAGCAUUAUUUGGGAGAGGUGUAAAAGUAGUCUCUUUGAUGCCAAAGCAAAGAAUGGGAUCCAUGCCAAAGAACUUUAUUCGUCAAAUAGAAGAGUAUUUCCUGAUAGCCCCCUGAAUGGUGAAGGGGAUAAAGACACAUCUGCUUUUAACUUGUUUAGUGCAUGUCGUAGACGUGAUAGACCUCGUUCCAUUAAUGACACACUUGCUUGGGUUGAAGAAGCCCCUAAGUUUAAGCGAGGUCACAACAGAUCAAGAUCUGAUAUUAGCCAUCUAGACUGGAGAAAUGUUCGCAAGCCAGCCCCUUUACAGAGGUCUUCAAGCCAGGGAGUGCAUUACACGAACCAAGACAUUGAAGGAAAUACUGAGUUUACGUCUUUGUUUCCAAAUAUUCUCAAGAAAGGAUUCCUUGAAACACGGAAAAGUCAAGAGAACUGUUGGAUGAGCUGUUAUGCUGAGAUUUCCCCAUACAAAUUGCACGUGUAUAGUACCGAUAGCAGUGGAAAUCAUAAUCCUCUUUUUGCUUACGCUCUUGUUCAUAUAGAAAGUAUCACAAUCACAGGUAGCCAUGAAACCAAACUUGUCGAUGUUAUAUUUACAGACAACAGCCAAGUGCAACUUAAGGCUGAUUCUCCAUGGGAAGCCAUGGAUUGGGGACAGAAGUUAUGGGAAGGAGUGCGUGCCUUGACAUUAAUCCCAAAUUAUGUGAACAAUCAGCAGGAGGUCUUGACAAGAUCAAAGAGCAUUAGUGAUAAUGGUGGUGACUAUUUGGAAAAUCAUGGCUUAAUGUAUAAGACCAAUGAAGUUCCAAGUUCUAUCAACUUGUCCAAUGGGUUCUACAAAAAUAUUUUGAAAACAGGAACACUUUAUAGGUUAACAGUACAGAAUAACUGGAAAGCUUUCACGUUUAUACUGUCAAGUUCACAACUUACAGCUUUUAAACCCGGUUGCCUGGAUGAGGAUCCGUUGCUCAGCUAUAAUAUUGAUGUAUGCACAUCGGUCCAAAUGGACACUCUUGAUGGAUAUGAUUCCUGUUUUCAAGUGAUUUUUCCUCAUGAUGUCCUACGACUCCGUACAGAAACAUGUCAAAGGGCACAGGAAUGGAUGGACGCUAUAAUAUCUGUUGCUAACUCUUGUAAGAAAUCAGAAGAACAUCUGCUAGUGCCUCUGCGGAAUAAGCCCAAAGCCCCAAAAAUGAGAGAACUUCAAAAGAGUAAGCGGCAGUCUGUGACCACAAGCUUUCUGGGGAUCAUAACAACAUUGGCUCUGGAGAGGGGGCUCACCGCUCAAAGUUUCAAAUGUGCAGGUUGCCAGAGACCAAUAGGCCUCUCCAAUGGAAAAGCCAAAGUGUGCAGUUAUAGUGGGUGGUAUUACUGUAGCACUUGCCAUGUGGAUGAUGGCUUUAUCAUACCUGCCCGUCUUGUUCACAACUGGGAUACCUCUAAACAUAAGGUAUCCAAGCAGGCUAAAGAGUUUUUGGAGUAUGUAUUUGAAGAGCCAUUGAUUGAUGUGCAUCAGGAGAAUCCACUGCUCUACAGACACGUUGAGGCACUGGCACAUAUUGUACGUCUGAGACAACAACUAAAGUCCCUCAGAGCCUACCUAUUUAGCUGCCGUGCAGUGGUAGCUGAAGACUUACGUCGGAGAAUUUUCCCUCGAGAAUAUCUUUUCCAACAAAUUCACCUAUAUUCACUUGCAGACCUGCAACAGGUUGUCGAUGGCAAGCUGGCUCCAUUUCUCUUAAAAGUUAUCAAGUUUGCAACAUCCCAUGUUUACAGCUGCAGUCUUUGUAGUCAGAAGGGCUUCAUCUGUGAAAUCUGCAACAAUGGAGAAAUUCUUUAUCCGUUUGAGGAGAAUUCUACAAGCCGGUGUGAAAAUUGUGCUGCCGUAUUCCACUCCGAUUGUAAAGUCAAAACACUGCCGUGUCCCAGGUGUGUGAGAAAGGAGCUACAGAAGAAGCAGAAGUCUUUCUGGCAAACUUUGAAUGUGGAUGACAACCUUGAUGAGUCCUGCAACAUGUUCGAUUUGUCUUACCCGAGUACAUGACAUCUAACUGUAUGCAACAUCCAAGCACUAUCUUCUGGUUCUCCCACCUGGUCUCUGCUUAACUAAUUAUGCCUUUGCUCCUUUUUAGAUGUCCGAUUUAGAAAUGACAGUACCUAUGCUUUUAUCCUCAAAUAAAUGGGCUAGCUACUGAAUGGGAACCUAUGGCUAGUUUAGAAUUAGAUCUCCUUACUAUUAGUGUCCUUAUAACUCAAGUGCUCGCUUUUAAUGUGCACACUUUUAUUGACCCUUUUUGUCUGGGUUACAGUUCUACGAAAACAUUAUCUUGAAAGAAGAAAUGUAAUAAUUUAUGCAUGUUCAUGCUCUACGUCUAGGUUAUCUGUGGUGGAUCAUUCAUAACCUAUUUAUUCCUGGAGAAAUGCUAAUAAAAGGGAUUUAGCUUACGUUUUACUGUGUCUCCAAGGAACAUAGCUUUGUCUUUCCCUAAAAUGGAUUUGCUACAAGUUGUCAUAACAUUUGCAAUAUUUGUGUUGCAAGUCCAUUGAAACAGGGCUUAUGGUACUAGAUCAGUUAUAGAAUAAAACAUUUAAUUCAAGGUUUUAAUAAACGAGACCUUGAUUAUGCUUUAUAUGCAAAAUAGUUUUGACGCUGUUUUCUCCCAAGGAAAAGAAACAAAGUUAUUUAUAUACGUUAUAUGUCAUCAACGUUCUGGAACCAAUAAACAAUAUGUGAUGUGUUGGAUAAAAGGCAAUGCAGGUGUUCUACAUAUACUUUGCUAUGCUAUCUUUUCUUCUCUCACCAUCAAGGUGAUGGAAUUUACGUCAAAGAACAAUGUUUAGUUGCCUUAUGUUUUUCUUUUCCAGCACACAAAGAAACAAAGCAAGAACAAGCUUUGUGAAGUGUAUUAAUCAAGUCCAUUAAUGACUGGGGAGGUAUGCAAGGCUUUGUUAGCAAAUACAGAAUUUGCAGAAUAGCUAAAGUCUGCAGGAGUUUAAUGUGCGUACAAGUGAACGUACAGCUGCGACUCAUGGGUGGUAAAACUGUGAGCAGAUAAUUUUGCACAGGUGCUUAAUGCGAGACUGGGAUUGAAAAUGGCCUGCGAAAAAUGAAAUAUGGCUUAAAAAAACAUAGGGUGGUCAUCUUAGCAGUCCAAAUAUGUAUAGUUAUACCUUUACAUACAGGAGGUUUAUAAUUACAGCAGAUCUAAGUGGAUUGAUUUGCUAAUGCUCGCACUAUUCCUCUACUUUAACGGGGAAGAAACAAUUGUAUUUGUUUUGUUUGUUUGCAGUAAAUUACCAAGAGUUUUUUUAUGCUAUGGGCAAACUCAAGUACAUGUGUAAUAUUUAAUAAUCUACAUUAUGGAAAUAUUAAUAAAUAAUUAGAAAAAAAUUACUGAACUCGUCGUCACAAUACUGUGCGUUUGUUAGGAGAAACAAUUCAUACAUCAUUUUCUAGAAUGCAGAAAUUACAUUGCUGUUCUGUGUAAAGUUCCUUACUCG